Molecule: messenger RNA, 1017 nt
Organism: Sturnus vulgaris (Common starling)
Lineage: Eukaryota; Metazoa; Chordata; Aves; Passeriformes; Sturnidae
Source: RefSeq, a predicted model, not a curated record
UUCAUCCCCGGCCGCACCAUGGUGUCCUGGAUCCUCAGCCGGGUCAUUGAGCUGCUCUUCGGGAUGCUCUACCCGGCCUACGCCUCCUACAAGGCUGUGAAGACGAAAAACAUCCGGGAAUACGUCCGAUGGAUGAUGUACUGGAUCGUCUUCGCUCUCUUCAUGGCCACAGAGACCUUCACUGACCUCCUCAUCUCCUGGUUCCCCUUCUACUACGAGGUGAAGAUGGCCUUUGUGAUCUGGCUGCUGUCCCCGUACACGCGGGGGGCCAGCCUGCUCUACCGCCGCUUCGUGCACCCCACACUGGCCCGCAGGGAGAAGGACAUCGACGCCUUCCUCGUCCGGGCCCGCGAGCGCGGCUAUGAGACCAUGCUGCACUUUGGCAAGAGGGGCCUCAACCUGGCGGCCACCGCCGCCGUCCAGGCGGCCACCAAGGUACCCAGGGAGAGCCAGGGCGCGCUGGCCGGGCGGCUCCGCAGCUUCAGCACGCAGGACCUGCACUCGCUGUCCGAGCAAAACCCCGUGCACUUCCAGGACCCGCUGUACCUGGAGGAGCAGGAGAGCCUCCAGCAGCCCCUGGGCUACGGCGCCGGCCGCCGCUACGAGAGCGAUUCGGACGGUGAGGGGAUGUGGUCGGACUCGCAGGUGUCCCCCCCACAGUCCCCACGCCGGGAUCCCAAAUCCCUGUCCCGCAGCCAGAGCCUGAGAUGCCUGAGGAAGAACCCUGGGAAAGAGGGCUCUUCCCGGUUCCUGCGCAGCCGGACCAGGAGGAAAACGGCUCAGUCGGAGCAGGAGAGCUAAAAAUCCUGGGAAACCUCUGCCAGGAGGCUGGAGAGGAAUUUGCUGCUGUGGCUCCUGCACCCCUGGGGAUCCUCACACUAUAAAUCUCUUCCAUGACCUCUGGUGCCUUGAGGAGGGGGGAGCAGCUCAUCCCCCCCCCGCUCCCAGUCCCCCCCAGCUCGGUGCUGGCAUCUCUGGUGUGGGGUCUGGCCCCUCUUUUUUCCCCCCAUCCUGUGA